AUGGCAGGAGGAAUGUCAUCAGCAGCGCUCGGUUCCCACAUCCUCACGACCCUCACGUCUCUCUCCUCUCAUCCCACUAUCCAUGCAAUAGCCCGCCGCGACCUCCCAACUUCUUCAGCCAACGUUCACCCUCUCAUCGAACCUGACAGCUCAAAAUGGCCUUCCAGUCUCCAAUCUCUCUCCCCAACCCCAAACAUCUUCCUCUCCGGCCUCGGCACCACCAAAGCGCAAGCGGGCUCCUUCGAAGCCCAGCGCAAAGUAGACUACGAUCUCAAUGUUUCUCUCGCUAAGGCUGCAAAGGAGUCCGGAGUCAAAGUUUACGUACUCAUCUCAUCGGCUGGCGUCUCCACCAAAUCUUUGUUCCCGUACGGCAAGAUGAAGGCCGAAUUGGAUGAAGCGGUUCAAGAGCUUGGGUUUCCUCACACAAUCCUAGUGAAGCCAGGGCUGCUAGUCGGACCGAGGAAGGAUAGUCGGCCUAUGGAGGCAGCCUUCCGGGUUGUAGCAAAGGGACUAGGCGCGAUAAGUAAGGGGUGGUUGACAGACUGGUGGGCACAGGAUGCGGAUGUUAUUGGCAGGGCUGCUGUUGCGGCUGGGAUGCAAUGCGUGGAGGGCAAAAGAGAGGAGGGGGUUUGGGUGGUCAGUCAGAACGACAUUAUCAGAUUGGGUAGGACGGAGUGGAAAGGCGAGACAUGA
Letharia columbiana is the source of this 693-nucleotide messenger RNA. RefSeq lists its product as uncharacterized. Lineage: Eukaryota; Fungi; Ascomycota; Lecanoromycetes; Lecanorales; Parmeliaceae. Gene Ontology annotation, biological process: import into nucleus. The transcript has 2 exons. Bases 1 to 693 code for a protein of 230 amino acids. The record is from RefSeq and is a predicted model, not a curated record. Gene Ontology annotation, cellular component: cytoplasm.